AGCGCGCCCAUCAAUCAAUCCGCGGAAUCUAUUCCCCCCGCAGCAGACGCCAUGGCUGCCGCACCGACGCCGCAGCCCUUGCUUCCGGUGACUAACCCCUCCGCCGGGGGCGGCGGCUCUGCCCCAUCCUCCGGCGGCGGCCUCACCGACUCCGCGCUCGCCACGCCGGCCUUCCGGCUCUUCCUCAGCAGGUUCUCCGACACGGCGCGGCGCUCGCUCGCCGACCGCCGCCCCUGGACGGAGCUCAUCGACCGCUCGGCCAUCUCGCGGCCGGACUCCCUCUCCGAGGCCACCUCGCGGCUGCGCCGCAACCUGGGCUACUUCCGCGUCAACUACGCCGCCGUGGUGGCCUUCUCCCUCGCGGCCUCCCUCCUGGCGCACCCCUUCUCGCUGCUCGUCCUCCUCAGCAUCCUCGGGGCCUGGUGCUUCCUCUACGUCUUCCGCGCGCCCGACCAGCCCGUCGUGCUCUUCGGCCGCACCUUCACCGACCGGGAGACGCUGCUCGGCCUCGUCGUCUCGUCGCUGCUCGCCUUCUUCCUCACGUCCGUCGCCUCGCUCAUCAUCUCCGGCCUGCUCCUCGGCGGCGCGCUGGUGGCGGUGCACGGCGCGUUCCGCAUGCCCGAGGACCUCUUCCUCGACGACUCGAGCUCUGUGUCAAGCGGCAACACUUCCCACAGGCUGCUCUCCUUCCUCGCGUCGCCCGGAUCUGGUGUUUGAGCCUGCGCGAGAUCUGGUAGCCUUCUUGGACCAACGAGUUCAUUUCAAGUCUGAAUCUAAUUUCGCGAGAUCUGAUUUUGGUUUUAGUAUGUAUCUCCAGUUAUGCAAAGAUCCGCGUGAGCUGUAUUCUCUCGUAUUUUGACCAGAUGUUAAGCAUUAGCAAAUUGAUCACUGUGCACUAUGAAACGAUUGAACGUUAGCAAAUUGAUCCGCAUUAUUAGCUGUAUUCUCUCGUAUUUAGCCAGAUUGUUCAUAGUAUACAGGUUUUAUGGUUUUCA
This is a messenger RNA of Triticum dicoccoides, 995 nucleotides long. RefSeq names its product PRA1 family protein B2-like. The transcript has a single exon. Bases 52 to 717 code for a protein of 221 amino acids. The record is from RefSeq and is a predicted model, not a curated record. Gene Ontology annotation, biological process: vesicle-mediated transport. Lineage: Eukaryota; Viridiplantae; Streptophyta; Magnoliopsida; Poales; Poaceae. Gene Ontology annotation, cellular component: endoplasmic reticulum; Golgi apparatus.